AUGAGCGAGCCAGAUAUGAAGGCUGAUCCUGCACGAGCAUCUGCUCUGAUCUCCCAGUUACAGAGCGUCAAUCAGAGAAUAGCAGCAGUGGCUAAGGGUCGUUCAGUACGACUAGUGGCCGUCUCAAAACUCAAGCCGGUCAAUGACAUCCUCGCCCUGCACGAGUCUCCGGCUCGGCAGUUGCACUUCGGUGAGAACUACGCGCAGGAGCUGAGCCAAAAAGCCGAGCUGUUACCGAGAACGAUCCAGUGGCACUUCAUCGGCGGUCUGCAGGUGGCUAACCGACUCAAAUCAGGCCGAUGCAAAGACAUCGCAAAGAUCCCUAACCUUUGGUGCGUAUCGAGCGUGGACAGUCUCAAGAAGGCGCAGCUGCUGGAUAAGUACCGCGGCGAGAAGAUCAAAGCCGAGCCUGACACCCCGAAACUCAACGUCCACGUCCAGGUGAACACCUCGGGCGAGGAAUCCAAGUCCGGGUGUCCGCCGGGCGACGACGUCGUGUCGCUGUGCCGGUCCAUCGUCAACGAUUGCCCCAACCUCCACCUGCUGGGCCUGAUGACCAUCGGUUCCAUUGCGAGGAGCGUGGCGACCACGGCGGAGAACGAGAACGAGGACUUUGCGCUUCUGAGGCAGCAGAGGGAUCUUAUCGCGAAGGAGCUGGGCCUCGAUAGGGAGCUGGAGCUGAGCAUGGGCAUGAGUGAGGACUUUGAGGGCGCCAUCGCGAUGGGCAGCAGCGAGGUCCGCGUCGGGAGCACCAUCUUUGGGCAGCGGCCGGCCAAGUCGGAGGCCAAGAUUGUAGCGUAA
Molecule: messenger RNA, 801 nt
Organism: Chaetomium strumarium
Lineage: Eukaryota; Fungi; Ascomycota; Sordariomycetes; Sordariales; Chaetomiaceae
Exons: 3
Coding region: 1-801 (266 amino acids)
Cellular component (GO): intracellular anatomical structure
Molecular function (GO): pyridoxal phosphate binding
Source: RefSeq, a predicted model, not a curated record